AUGAGAACUCAUUCGAAGGAGAGUACCAAUACUUGCUCCUUAUGUCAAAGAAGUUUUUCUGAAUCGGGUGCUUUCUCAAAACACAUGAGAACUCAUACAGGAGAGAAACCAUAUAGCUGCUCUAUCUAUCAAAGAAUUUUUUCUCUUUCAAGUGGUCUCAAAUAUCACAUGAGAAUUCAUACAGGAGAGAAACCAUAUACUUGCUCUAUAUGUCAAAGAAGUUUUUCUAUUCAAAGUAAUCUCUCAAAACACAUGAGAAUCCAUACAGGAGAGAAACCAUAUACUUGCUCUAUAUGUCAGAGAAGUUUUUCUCAAUCAAGUGAUCUCAAAAGACAUGAUAAAUUACACUGCCUAUCGUCAAAUCUUCAAAAUUCAUACCCUAAAGAAUUAGUUCAGAAAAUAAUCAACAAACUUUUAACUAAAUAUCUGAAACCAGUUCCACCGAUUGUUGACAUUCCAAAGAAACUUAUUUAUGCCUCUAUUCCCUAA
Macrobrachium nipponense is the source of this 489-nucleotide messenger RNA. Its product is annotated as zinc finger protein 771-like. Gene Ontology annotation, biological process: regulation of transcription by RNA polymerase II. Gene Ontology annotation, molecular function: RNA polymerase II cis-regulatory region sequence-specific DNA binding; DNA-binding transcription factor activity, RNA polymerase II-specific. The transcript has 2 exons. NCBI's taxonomy places the organism in Eukaryota, Metazoa, Arthropoda, Malacostraca, Decapoda, Palaemonidae. Gene Ontology annotation, cellular component: nucleus. The coding region runs from base 1 to 489 and encodes 162 amino acids. The record is from RefSeq and is a predicted model, not a curated record.